AUGGAACAGUUUCAAGCGGAAUUCGUAGAGGUGAAGCGAAAACGUGUAUUUGACUUUGAUUCUCAUCCUCGUCGCAAAAUUGCUCUACAAUUUCUGUAUUAUGGCUGGGAGUUUGAAGGUCUCGUACAACAAACGACUUCUGAAAAUACAGUUGAGAAGCAUUUGAUGGACGCCCUCCUCAAAACAAAGCUCAUAACUAGUGAGAAAGAUUGCGACUUCUCUCGAUGUGGUCGAACUGACAAAGGAGUAUCAGCCUUCAAGCAAGUAGCCGCCGUUGUGGUGAGAUCUUCUGAUAUCGACGGAGCGUUCGUUUUCUGGCCCGAAUCAACUGAUAAAAGUGUAAUUGAAAGCUACCCGAAGAAGGAAGAGCUUUCAUACCUCAAGAUGCUAAACGGAGUAUUGCCGAGAAACAUAAGUGUUAUUGCUAUCUCCAUUUUUGUUUUUUUUUUCAGUGGAGAUUGCAUUGAACCGUUGAUCCUGCUUUUUUGCAGU
Haemonchus placei is the source of this 492-nucleotide messenger RNA. The record is from the annotation of a GenBank genome assembly. NCBI's taxonomy places the organism in Eukaryota, Metazoa, Nematoda, Chromadorea, Rhabditida, Trichostrongylidae.